AUGCAUCAUUUGCACACCUUCCACGGAGAUCCCGAGCUGGGCACUCGCCCCCUCAAAGAUCGGCCUGACAGCUUGAAUAAAGCUAUAGAGGCUCUCGAGAAGUGGUAUGACAGUGAUAAGCCUUUCUUCACGAAGAAAGACCUGGAGAGCGUCUCCAACCAGCUCAAUCGCCGAUACAACACACGGCGAAAGAAGGAACAAAAGCAGUUGAUCUCUGUCAAGGGCCUCAGUGGCUCCAAAAUUUAUUAUGAAGUGAUGACUGGACAAGUCCUCGAAGAGGCGGCGAAGAACGAAGACUGGGAGAUACGUGAACCAAAGAUCCGAUACCUAUGCUAUGAACAACUCAUUUCGUCGUCAAAGUCAGAAGAUAUUGGACUGGUGGAAACCUUCUUUCCGUUGCAGAUUGAGCAUUUCAUGCUCGUACGCGCGAGCGACACAAAGUUGCCCAUCUUCAGCGACUACCUCGAGAACUCCUGGGAUGUCGAUGAGUAUCUCCAAUCUAUGCAGGUGUUCUGGAAGCACAGCCCUGAAUGGAAGAAACUCAAGUCACUUCUUAAGCUUCUCACCCUUCAUAAAAUCACCAAGGUUAUCGGUAUCGCAUCUGGAUCAAUGGAAUUUGGUCCCGACGAUAGAGACUGUGUCUAUCGCAGCGCCGUGCAACAUUCCCUGAUGAUCACUGUCAAGGAGUUCAUUGAAGAGAUGUCCAAAGAAAAGAUCAAAUGCUAUGCUCAGGAUCCUCGCUACACUGCCGUUGACACCUGGGCUCUUGCGCAGCAAGACUGCGAGGUUCUGGAAGACCCCAAAGCUUUACUUGAAAUUGACGACUACUGCAUUCUGUUUUCUUGCUGCCCCGCUCUUCCACUGAAAGAAAUCACUGUUGACUUUGCUCGGCCUGCUAUGCUGAUUUGGGAUCGAGUUGUCCCUGAACCAAAUCAUGGGUGCCAUAACCCAAACACCCCUCGUGUGCUGCGCAUGAUUGAAAACGAAUACGACUGCUAUGAGUUCUGGGAUUAUCACAAGGUUGCGGUUGCUCCCUUUAGGUCCGACCUUGCUGUUUACAUCCGCCGCCAGGAGGUGGAGUAA
Penicillium samsonianum is the source of this 1083-nucleotide messenger RNA. RefSeq lists its product as uncharacterized. The record is from RefSeq and is a predicted model, not a curated record. The transcript is spliced from 3 exons. Bases 1 to 1083 code for a protein of 360 amino acids. NCBI's taxonomy places the organism in Eukaryota, Fungi, Ascomycota, Eurotiomycetes, Eurotiales, Aspergillaceae.